Fusarium graminearum PH-1 is the source of this 2894-nucleotide messenger RNA. RefSeq lists its product as uncharacterized. The coding region runs from base 428 to 2605 and encodes 725 amino acids. Lineage: Eukaryota; Fungi; Ascomycota; Sordariomycetes; Hypocreales; Nectriaceae. The record is from RefSeq and is a predicted model, not a curated record. Gene Ontology annotation, molecular function: methylmalonate-semialdehyde dehydrogenase (acylating, NAD+) activity; malonate-semialdehyde dehydrogenase (acetylating, [NAD(P)+]) activity. Gene Ontology annotation, cellular component: mitochondrion. The transcript is spliced from 2 exons. Gene Ontology annotation, biological process: L-valine catabolic process; thymine catabolic process.
CUACACUGCACCGCACACCACCGCGCUCCGCUCCGUAUCAGCAGCACCUCGUGCCCGGCGAUAUCAACGUCACGGCGGCAUCGUUCGUCCUUUGCUCUCCGUCACCGCCACCGUCCACCGUUACGGCCUUCGGCUUCGGCAACGGGCCACGACAUCUACACGAGGAGCGUGACGACGGACCACGGCAGCCUCAUCAAGAGUUCGCGAUAGUCACGUAACCAAGUCUGCCAUUAUACGUCGACUCGAUUAUCGAAAUCACGUCACGUCACGUCGCAUCGCACCCUGCUUCGCUCGCCCUUUGCUACAGAAUCGCGACAACAACAGUUCCGGCCUAUCCAUCAGUUCUGCUCUUUGUGCCUUCAAUUCCUUUCGCGUUUAUACCUUCGCGUUAUAAUCCGGCCCAUUUGCCGGGGCCUGACCAGACGACAUGUCGAGUCUGCGUCCGGGAUCUAAUAGUCAUACUGGCCUCAACUUCCCUCAGGCCAGUCUUCGCCGCAAUCCAUAUCCUCCUCCCCACCCGGGUCAGCAGAACAAACAAUCGCCCGCGCCUCAUUCCGCGCCUCCGUAUCAGACACAGGCAUAUCAGCCUCAGCAGCCGCCUACCGGAUACCAUCAGCAUCUAUUUUCAAACCCCACGCAUGUGAACGGCAGUCUUUCCAAUGGCUCCUCACGCUCUUCAACCUCGCACAUGUCCAAUGCGGUGCCCAGCCCGCUCGACGUGUCUAACCCUCGAGGUUUACCGCAGUCACGUUCUCAGAUGAUGUUCCCUACCUUGGGACAGGUCGUACCCAACCAGCUCCAUCAUCCUCAGCAGCAACAGCAGAUGCAUCCACAGCAUUUGAGUCAUGCUACUCAUCCCCUCAACCAGCCUCGGCAAACCCUCCAUCAGCAUCAUGCCCAGCAAUCUCCCCAGCAGCGGCCUCAAUCCCAACAAGCUCAGCCAACACCAAAGCUUGGCCAAGUUCAGGUUAAGCCUCAAGCCCCAUCGCCCCCCUUACCUCAGCAGUCGAGCCAACAACAGGCCCAGUCACAUCAGCAGCUCCAGCAGCAACUUCAGCAGCAACAGCAGCAACAUCACCUGCAACAGCAGCAGCAGUUACAGCAACAGCAACAGCAGCAACAACUUCAACAGCAGCAGCAGCAACAGCAGCAGCAACAACAACAACAACAACAACAGCAACAGCUGCAGCAACAACAGCAACAGCAUCAUCAGCAGCAAGUUCACCCACAGCAGCAGCAUCAACAACAGCAGGCACAACAUCAGCAGCAACAGGCCCAAUUACAUCCUCAGCAGCAGCAGCAGCUUCGUACCCCUCAACAAGAGCAACAACAGCUCCAGCACGCACAGCAGCAUGAGCAGCCAAGGGCUCAGCCUCAUCAGCAGCCAGCACCUCGCCAACAAAAGCAGCAGAAGCAGCGCGAUCAACAAAGAGAGCAGCAGAGGGAUCAACAAGCCCAACAGCAGCAGCUCCAGCAACAACAACAGCUUCAGCAGCAGCAACAGGCUCAGCAACAAGCUCAACAACAAGCUCAGCAGCAGGCCCAACAGCAAGCACAGCAGCAAGCACAGCAGCAGGCACAGCAGCAAGCUCAACAACAGCCAAAGCAACAGCCUGCUCCUCCAGAGCCAGUCCAGCAGCAAGCGCAGCCACAGCCACAGCAGCAGAAACCAGAUGCCACUGGGGAAGAAUCGAUGGAUAUCGACAGUCAUGCCAAUGGCGAGGAGACUGGUGGCCUGGAUAUGAAACUGCUUGCCGACCCUAAUUACAUUCCCACACAGCCAUUGGGUGAGAUGAUGUCUCCGCCCCCAGAGGGUGGGAGUUAUCCGACUCUUGAGGCUGUGCAAAAGGCUGUCCUUCGAUAUUGCACUUCUGUCGGUUAUGCUAUUGUUAUUGGCCGUUCCAAAAAGACCGUGCCCGGACUGAAGAAGGUCCUUUUCGUUUGCGAUCGUGCUGGUAAGCCACCAAGCCGUGUCAGCCCUGAGUGCCGAAAACGCAAGACUUCCUCGCGAAAGUGCGACUGUCCAUUCGGUUUCUUUGCUAUCGAGCAACGAACUCAGUGGACAAUUCGAUAUCGCCCAGACCCUUCUCAUCUUCAGCAUAACCAUGGACCAAGCGAGAGUCCAUCGCACCACCCAGCUGCUCGCAAACUUGACAGUAAAAUGGUCGCUGCUGUUAAGCAACUCAAGGAAAACGGCGCUGGCGUCUCGGAGACGCUGCAGAUACUGCAGACCGAGAACCCGGACUGUCACCUCCUGCCACGUGAUAUAUACAACGCUCGGGCGGCUAUCAACCGCAACCCUCAAAAGGUUGCUACAGGCCUUGCCGAGAAUAGGCCAGCCAUAUACAGCAAACCUCAUCAGUCUCCCGAAGACCGCAUACGCGCAGAGUUGAGGCGAGAAAUUGCCAAGGCUCGCGAAGAUAUGCAGAAAAUGGAAGAAGAAAAGGAUAAAGAGAUCAGUGAACUAAAAGAGAAGAUUGUGGAGAAAGACGGCAUUAUUAAGAAGUUUGAGGAGUUCAUCGACAUUUGUAACGAGCGCGUUAUGUUUCAACGUCAGCGGCUCGCGGGAAGCAACAGCAAUGGGGCGAACCAGCCUCAAGCCUAACGUCUCAAUCUGGCGUAUUGGUUGGUCUAGUGACGCAUCGCGAGUAUUUAGGAUAUUGAAGAUUGGACAUUUGAGGAUCAUGAGGGCGUUUGAAUGGUUAAUGUGUUGCAUUUGCUCUUACUGAUGAUUUGGCUUUGCGGUUUGCUUUUGUUGACGGGUAUGGGCGGCACGUUAUGUUUUGGAGCAUGGCUUAAGAUUAUGAUGUAACUUGCUUAACGCAAUUCGUGUACACUGGUCUUUUUUACAACGGCAGACAUGGUGAAGACAUGGAAUAUACAUUGUCAUUUCU